CGCGGGGAUCUGCGCGGAGCGGGAGGGCUGGCUUGUCAGCUGGGGAAUGGGAGACUUUCUCAAAUAGGGGCUCUCCCCUCCCCACCCCCAUGGCGAAGGGGGCGGCUGUUUACUUCCUUUUUUUAGAAAAAAAAAAAAAUAUCUCCCUUCUGCUGCUCCUGUUUUCACACGUUAAGUUGUUUAUCUCGGCUGCGGUGGGAGCUGCGGACGGUGGCGGGUGAUCGGCGCCCCUGCCAGAGCUGAUGAUAAUCUCUGAUGGACUCCAAGGAAUCACUAAGUCCCCCCAGUAAAGAAGAAAUCUCUAGCAGUGUUCUUGGUCGGGAGAGGGGAAAUGUGAUGGACUUCUAUAAAACCCUAAGGGGAGGAGCUACUGUGAAGGUGUCUGCAUCUUCACCCUCACUGGCUGCUGCUUCUCAGUCAGACUCCAAGCAGCAAAGACUUUUGGUUGAUUUUCCAAAAGGCCCAGGAAGCAAUGCACAGCAGCCAGAUCUGUCCAAGGCAGUUUCACUCUCAAUGGGAUUGUAUAUGGGAGAGACAGAAACAAAAGUGAUGGGAAAUGACCUGGGAUUCCCACAGCAGGGCCAAAUCAGCCUUUCCUCUGGGGAAACAGACUUUCGGCUUCUGGAAGAAAGCAUCGCAAACCUCAACAGGUCCACCAGUGUUCCAGAGAACCCCAAGAGCUCAGCGUCCGCUGCUGUUUCCGCUGUCCCCAUGGAGAGGGAGUUUUCAAAAACUCUCUCUGAUGUGUCUUCAGACCAGCAAAAUUUGAAAGGCCAGACUGGCUCCAAUGGGGGCAAUGUGAAGUUGUGUACCACAGACCAAAGCACCUUUGACAUUUGGAGGAAAAAAAUACAGGAUUUGGAGUUCUCUUCUGGGUCCCCAGAGGAUGAGGCAAGUGAGAGCCCUUGGAAAUCAGACCUCUUGAUAGAUGAAAACUGUUUGCUUUCUCCUUUGGCAGGAGAGGAUGAUCCAUUCCUUUUGGAAGGAAACUCGAAUGAGGACUGUAAGCCUCUUGUUUUACCGGACACUAAACCUAAAAUUAAGGAUAAUGGAGAACUGAUCUUAUCAAGCCCCAACAGUGUGCCACUGCCCCAAGUGAAAACAGAAAAAGAAGAUUUCAUUGAACUCUGCACCCCUGGGGUAAUUAAGCAGGAGAAACUGGGCCCAGUUUACUGUCAGGGAAGCUUUUCUGGGGCAAAUAUAAUUGGUAAUAAAAUGUCUGCCAUUUCUGUUCAUGGUGUGAGUACCUCUGGGGGACAGAUGUACCACUAUGACAUGAAUACAGCAUCCGUUUCUCAACAACAGGAUCAGAAGCCUAUUUUUAAUGUCAUUCCACCAAUUCCUGUUGGUUCAGAAAAUUGGAAUAGGUGCCAAGGAUCUGGAGAUGACAACUUGGCUUCCUUGGGGACUUUGAACUUCCCGGGUCGAUCAGUUUUUUCUAAUGGCUAUUCAAGCCCUGGAAUGAGACCAGAUGUCAGCUCCCCUCCAUCCAGCUCGUCUGCGGCCACGGGACCACCUCCCAAACUCUGCCUUGUGUGCUCUGACGAAGCCUCGGGGUGUCAUUAUGGGGUCUUGACUUGCGGAAGCUGCAAAGUAUUCUUCAAAAGAGCAGUGGAAGGUAGACAGCACAACUAUCUUUGUGCUGGAAGAAAUGAUUGUAUCAUUGAUAAGAUUCGAAGAAAAAACUGUCCAGCAUGCCGCUAUCGAAAAUGUCUUCAGGCUGGAAUGAACUUGGAAGCUCGAAAAACAAAGAAAAAGAUAAAAGGAAUUCAGCAGGCCACUCCAGGAGCAUCACAAGAAACUUCGGAAAAUCCUGCAAACAAAACAAUAGUUCCUGCAACAUUACCACAGCUCACCCCUACCCUGGUGUCCCUGCUAGAGGUCAUUGAACCUGAGGUGUUAUACGCAGGAUAUGACAGCUCUAUGCCAGAUACAACAUGGCGGAUCAUGACCACACUCAACAUGUUAGGUGGGCGGCAAGUGAUUGCAGCAGUGAAAUGGGCCAAGGCGAUACCAGGAUUCAGGAACUUACACCUGGAUGACCAAAUGACCCUACUGCAGUAUUCAUGGAUGUUCCUCAUGGCAUUUGCCCUUGGCUGGAGAUCAUAUAGACAAUCAAGUGGAAACGUGCUGUGUUUUGCUCCUGAUCUGAUUAUUAAUGAGCAGAGAAUGAGCCUCCCCUGCAUGUAUGAACAAUGUAAACACAUGCUGUUUGUUUCCUCCGAGUUACAGAGGCUACAGGUCUCUUACGAAGAGUAUCUCUGUAUGAAGACCUUACUGCUUCUCUCUUCAGUUCCUAAGGAAGGUUUGAAGAGCCAAGAGCUAUUUGAUGAAAUUCGAAUGACCUACAUCAAAGAGCUAGGAAAAGCCAUUGUGAAGAGGGAAGGGAACUCCAGCCAGAACUGGCAGCGCUUUUACCAACUGACAAAACUCUUGGACUCCAUGCAUGAUGUGGUUGAAAAUCUCCUUAACUUUUGCUUCCAAACAUUUUUGGAUAAGAACAUGAGUAUUGAAUUCCCAGAGAUGUUGGCUGAAAUCAUCACCAAUCAGAUACCAAAAUAUUCAAGUGGAAAUAUCAAAAAACUUCUAUUUCAUCAAAAGUGACUGCCUUAACAAGAAAGGUUGCCUUAAAGAAAGUUGAAUUUAUAGCUUUUAUUGUACAAACUAUCAAUUUGUCCUGUAGCGGUUUUGCUGUUUCAUUUUUUUCCUUUUUUUGUCUGGUCUUUGUUUUCGUUUCGUUUUAAAUACGCACUACAUGUGGUUUAUAGAGGGCCAAGGCUUGGCAACAGAAGCAGGUGAGCUAUCGCUUGUAAGUGGUGGGAAGAGUAGAGAGUGAUAGAUAGUUGGUGGAUCCCAGAAAUUAGCUGCAGUCAUGGGGGGUGAUCUCCACUGUCAGGUAAGGAUGGCACCUAAACCGCCAGUGCCCGAAGUCUGUGUGACAAACUUUCUGCUCAUACUUUUCACAGUUGGCUGGACAAAAUUUUCUAGACUUUUUGUUGGUGUAUUUUCCCCUGUAUAGUUAGGAUAGCAUUUUUUGAUUUAUGCAUGGAAACCUGAAAAAAAGUUUACAAGUGUAUAUCAGAAAAGGGAAGUCGUGCCUUUUAUAGCUAUUACUGUCUGGUUUUAACAAUUUCCUUUAUAUUCAGUGAACUACGCUUGCUCAUUUUUUCUUACAUAAUUUUUAUAUUCAAGUUAUUGUACAGCUGUUUAAGAUGGGCAGCUAGUUCAUAGCUUUCCUAAACAAACUCUAAACAUUAAUUUUCUGUGUGAAAAUGGGUUGGUGCUUCUAACCUGAUGGCACUUAGCUAUCAGAAGACCACAAAAAGUGACUCAUAUCUCCAGUAUUCUUGUCAAAAAAGCUCGUAUUUUGUAUAUAUCUGCUUCAGUGGAGAAUUCUCUAGGUUGUGCAAAUUAACCGUCCUAACUGGAGGAGAGCGCCUAGUCCAGUGACCUGCCCGGUAAAAUGAUGGUUGCAAAUGACUAAUUUAAAAACAAAAAACCAAACAAACAAAAAACUACCAAGAGGCCCUGUUUGCACUUAAUGCCCUAUCUCUGCUAUGGCUAGAUGGCAA
Molecule: messenger RNA, 3572 nt
Organism: Lontra canadensis (Northern American river otter)
Lineage: Eukaryota; Metazoa; Chordata; Mammalia; Carnivora; Mustelidae
Gene: NR3C1
Product: nuclear receptor subfamily 3 group C member 1
Exons: 9
Coding region: 256-2604 (782 amino acids)
Biological process (GO): regulation of DNA-templated transcription; nuclear receptor-mediated glucocorticoid signaling pathway
Cellular component (GO): nucleus
Molecular function (GO): sequence-specific DNA binding; zinc ion binding; steroid binding
Source: RefSeq, a predicted model, not a curated record